Molecule: messenger RNA, 2133 nt
Organism: Aspergillus vadensis CBS 113365
Lineage: Eukaryota; Fungi; Ascomycota; Eurotiomycetes; Eurotiales; Aspergillaceae
Product: transketolase family protein
Exons: 3
Coding region: 1-2133 (710 amino acids)
Biological process (GO): pentose-phosphate shunt
Cellular component (GO): cytosol
Molecular function (GO): transketolase activity
Source: RefSeq, a predicted model, not a curated record
AUGGCUGUUGGUCCUAUCCCACAAAGUAACGGCGCAUCAGCCUUGCCGCUGGUGCGCCAGCUGUCUAAAGAUCACGACCAUGUCUUGAAAUCAUUCCGUCUUCUAAUCUCUGACCUGUGUCAGCAGUUCGGCGGAGGCCACCCGGGGUAUGAUGGAGCUAUUGGCAUGGCGGCCAUAGGAGUCGCCCUCUGGCGAUAUGUUAUGCGAUAUGCGCCACACACCCCAGACUACUUCAACCGCGAUCGCUUCAUCCUCUCCAACGGCCAUACCUGCCUCUUCCAGUACGCCUUUUUACAUCUCACUGGCUACAAAGCCAUGACUUUCGAGCAGCUCAAGUCCUAUCACUCCGACCGGGUCGACGCAUUAUGUCCGGGCCACCCGGAAAUCGAACACGAGGGCAUCGAAGUCACCACAGGCCCCUUAGGUCAAGGCAUCGCCAAUGCUGUUGGUCUUGCCAUGGCCACGAAGAAUCUGGCGGCCAAUUUCAACCGUCCAGGGUAUGAUGUCGUAUCCAACCACACCUGGUGCAUGAUAGGAGAUGCAUGUCUGCAAGAAGGAGUCGGACUCGAGGCAAUCUCCUUCGCGGGCCAUCUCAAACUCAACAAUCUGACCGUCAUCUACGAUAACAACCAGAUAACCUGCGAUGGUUCAGUCGAUCUGACCAACACAGAGGAUAUCAACGCUAAGAUGCGUGCCUGUGGCUGGAACGUCAUUGAUGUGGAAGACGGUUGCUAUGAUAUCGAGGGAAUUGUCCAAGCCUUGGAGGAGGCUCGCGUCUCCCCAGAAAAGCCUACUUUCAUUAACGUCCGGACCGUUAUUGGUCUAGGCAGUAAGGUGGAAGGCAUGGCUGCUGCUCAUGGUGCUGCAUUUGGUGCUCCAGACGUAGCAGAGAUGAAGAGGAAGUAUGGCUUUAACCCUGAGGAGCACUUUGUCAUCAGUGAUACAGUCCGAGAGUUCUUCCAGGAGCUCCCUGCUCGAGGCGAAGCUCUUGUUCAGCAGUGGAACUCGUUAGUGAAGCAAUAUAGCGCAGAAAAUCCUGAGCUUGGGGAAGAGUUCCAGAGACGCAUUCGCGGAGAGCUGCCUUCCAACUGGAAGGACCUUAUACCUUCCAGCUUCCCUGACAAGCCAACGGCUACGAGAGCCUCAUCCGGCCUAGUAUUCAACCCUCUGGCUAAAGAUAUUAAAUCUUUCAUGGUCGGAACGGCUGACCUGAGCCCGUCCGUGAACAUGAUCUGGCCAGGCAAGGUUGAUUUCCAGCACCCUGAUCUACGUACCACUUGCAAUAUCAACGGUAACUAUUCCGGCCGAUAUAUCCACUUCGGAGUGCGUGAACAUGCCAUGUGUGCCAUCUCGAACGGGCUGGCAGCGUUCGCUCCAAAUACAUUCAUCCCCAUCACUUCUUCCUUUUUCAUGUUCUAUCUUUAUGCUGCUCCUGCCGUGCGCAUGGGAGCUCUUCAGCACCUUCAGGUUAUCCACGCUGCUACUCACGACUCCAUUGGCAUGGGAGAAGAUGGUCCGACACACCAGCCGAUAGAGCUGGCAGCGCUCUACCGUGCUAUGCCAAACCUGCUGUAUAUUCGACCGGGAGAUAGUGAGGAGACGGCAGGAGCCUGGCUUGCAGCCCUGGAGGCCAAGAAGUCAUCCAGCAUUAUCUCCACCUCCCGUCACGCUCUGCCCCAGUUGAAGCAAACACGCCGGGAGGGAGUGGCUCAUGGCGCGUACGUGCUGGAAGAGGCUGAUGCUGCCGCAGUGACGCUCAUUGGUGUCGGCGCAGAGCUCUCAUUUGCGCUUGAUGUAGCCCAGCAGCUGAAGGAGACCAAAGGGAUUGCGGUACGUGUCGUCAGUUUCCCAUGCCAGCGAUUGUUCGAGCAGCAGGCCCUCGAGUACAAGCGCACGGUUCUGCGACGCCAUCAAGGUAUCCCGGCUGUGGUAAUCGAGCCAUAUGCACCGAAUGGCUGGGAGCGGUAUGCCGAUGCAGGCAUCAACAUCCGCCGAUUCGGCCACAGUUUGCCGGGCAAGGCUGCAUACAAGUUCUUCGGCUACGAGACCGGAGUGAUGGCGGCCAAGGUGGGCGAUUAUCUGGACCGACUAGAGAAGGGAGAGUGGCAGCGAGGAGAAUUUGUGGAUCUGUAG